Messenger RNA from Hordeum vulgare subsp. vulgare (domesticated barley), 1067 nucleotides. Its product is annotated as vacuolar iron transporter homolog 2-like. Gene Ontology annotation, molecular function: iron ion transmembrane transporter activity; manganese ion transmembrane transporter activity. The record is from RefSeq and is a predicted model, not a curated record. Gene Ontology annotation, biological process: intracellular manganese ion homeostasis. The coding region runs from base 168 to 890 and encodes 240 amino acids. The transcript has a single exon. Gene Ontology annotation, cellular component: membrane. NCBI's taxonomy places the organism in Eukaryota, Viridiplantae, Streptophyta, Magnoliopsida, Poales, Poaceae.
AUUCCAUUUUAUUUGCAGCGCAAGAACAAAAAUUCCAUGACGAUGAGCUUGUUUCCCUAUAAAUACCCCGGCCACCGGGAGUGUGGUUACCACGCUCCAGUCCAGGUUCCCAUUUGCACACUUCAGUGCUAGCGCUCAUCUCAUUGCACCUGCGGUGUGCUGCGACCAUGGCUCCCGCCGACCUUAGCUCGCACGUCCACGCGGCCGCGGACGCCACACCCAAGUCCCCAGCCAAGCCGAAGCAAGAAGAGAUCAGCCCUGCGGCGGCCGCCGUCGAGGACGACGUGGAGGCGGGUGGUGGCAGCCUGAGCCCGGGCGGCGACGGCGUAGACUACGUAGCCCGCGCGCAGUGGCUCCGCGCGGCCGUCCUGGGCGCCAACGACGGCCUCGUCACCGUGGCAUCCCUCAUGAUCGGCGUCGGCGCCGUCAACGAGUCCAAGGACGCCAUGCUCGUUUCGGGCGUCGCGGGGCUCGUGUCCGGCGCCUGCAGCAUGGCCAUCGGCGAGUUCGUGUCCGUGUACGCGCAGUACGACAUCGAGGUGGCCCAGAUCGAGCGCACCCGCGGCGGCGGCGACGGUGACGGCAACGGAGGCAGCGGCGACAAGAGUAACCUGCCAAGCCCGACGCUGGCGGCGGGCGCGUCGGCAGUGGCGUUCGCCGCGGGCGCCGCGCUGCCGCUUCUGAGUGGCGGGUUCGUGCGGACGUGGGCGGGCAGGGUGGCGGCCGUUUGCGCGGCCAGCAGCGUCGGGCUUGCCGGCUUCGGCGUCCUGGGCGCUUACCUGGGCGGCGCGAGCGUGGUGCGGUCCGGGGCCCGGGUGCUCGUGGGAGGGUGGCUCGCCAUGGCCACCACCUACGGGGCGCUUAAGCUCUUCGGAGUGCACAGUGCUUAGGUGCUAAUUACGGGCAGAACUAUAUAUUUUGCCGCGGAAAUAACCGAGCCAAUGGAUUAGAAAACAAGGCUAGCAGAGUAGGGCUAGGUCUGUUGAUGCUUUACUUUACGAAAACAUAUCAUGUAAGUACUCCCUCCGUUUUUAUAUAUAAUUUAUGGUAUACAUUUAUUUAUUUUA